Microplitis demolitor is the source of this 2709-nucleotide messenger RNA. RefSeq lists its product as uncharacterized. Gene Ontology annotation, cellular component: nucleus. The record is from RefSeq and is a predicted model, not a curated record. NCBI's taxonomy places the organism in Eukaryota, Metazoa, Arthropoda, Insecta, Hymenoptera, Braconidae. The coding region runs from base 176 to 2527 and encodes 783 amino acids. The transcript has 7 exons.
UGCUAAACACAUUGUGGACCUUUUUUCCAAAGUUAUGUGUAGAUGUUGUAUCUAAAAAUAAACAACAUACUGGGCGCAGAUGCUCAUAGGCACGUUGUAUUAUACAAUUUAAAAUUUUUAUUUAAAAUUACUUAACACUGGCUGCAAGACCGCACGGCUUAUUAAGUUACUAGAAAUGUCUAGUGAGGAUCGUAUCAGAUCCAUGCUGUCAGACCUGGGCAAAGCAACACUACGAGGAGUUAAAAAGUGCCCCAAGUGUGGAACGUUCACUGGAUCACGUGGACUAUCUUGUAAAAAUAAGUACUGCGACGUCAUCUUCAAAGAGUCUGGAGACAGGUGUAAAAUAUCAACCAAGGCAUGCAAGUUGAUAACAAAUUCCAUAGCGCAGAUAUUUUCUGUGAGAAUUCGCGGUAAGGGUCCAGAUUACAGGGGAUUCGUUCAAUUGCCGGUCGUCAAUGCAACUGUCCAGAGUGAUAUGACGACAGUUAUCACUCAGACAUCCUCACUGUGCUUUGUCGACAGCUGUCAGAAGAGUUUUGAUACUGGAGUACUUCAGUGCCAUGAAGAAGACAAUGAUAAGGACAAGGACUUGACCUCUUCAAUGUGCCAGCACGUUCAGGCUGCUUACAAAUGUUACUCCGAAGCCCAGUCUUUGCCUCUUAAAAACUCAAUACUGUCGUCACUUAAAGUAAGCAAUGAUAUGAAACAGAAAAUUUGGUUACUGGCUACUAAAUCUGUUGGGCCACUGGUGCAGAGGAUAUCUAAAAAUAUAAUGGCUGUUAAGUGUAAGGCAUCUCCUAAACAACCGCUUGGUUAUUUGCAUAUUGUAUUUUAUUCAAAUAAAGUUAAAGAUAAAACGGAGCAUAAAUAUUUUUGCGAGUGUCCUGAUUCUGCCGACUCGAAGUCAGAUAAAAAUAAAGAGAAAUCAGCUUCGGAGUCUAAAACAGAUGAAAAUAAAAGUGAUAAAAGAUGUGCGCAUUUUUACGCAUGUAUUUGUGCCUUUGCAAGCGACCCAAAAUUAUCUGAAGAAUUUGAUUACUACAUACAUAUCGAUAAAAAUGAGUCUGAUGAACUUAGACAGCAAGAGAAAGAACAAGAGCAAGAGCAAGAGAUAGAGCUGCAGAAACAACUAGAACAUGAGAAGCAGCAGCCGAAUUUAAAUUUGCAGCACGAAGCAGACAAAAUGAGUGAAAUGGAUUUUAUUAACAAAAUCGUGACAGACUUUGGGCCAUUGGACGACCAUCACUUAUUUAUAUUACAUGAUGAUACAUUUAAUGAAACGCAAACGUUUGAUGGCGGAAGGCUUCCAGAUAUAGAUUCUAUACCAAUCGAUCUAAAUAUACUUCCGGAUGGUAUAGGUGAAGAAAUAAAUACCAACAGUGCAUAUAUAUUGCCUAAUAAUAUUGAUCAAGUGAUCGAUACAAAUUUAGGAGAUUCAACUUUUGCGGAUUUACAUACAGUAAAUAUUGUCGAUCAAUCGAUAAAUAGCGGGAAAUUCACAAUAAAUCAUGAUGCAAGUGGAUAUUUAUUUAAUGAUGAAUUUACAGGACAAUCAUAUCCUGUCGAUCAAAAUAUUAUUGUCGAAAAUUUAAUAAAUGAUACUAAAAAUACUGACAGUACAAUAAUAAACAGUAAUAGUAAUAAUAGUAAUAUUAAAAUAGUUAACGAUGUGGCAUUGGCUAAAGAUAAAUUGAUUUCAAUGAAACGUAAAUAUGAAGAUAAAUUAGAUAAAUCGUCCUCGGAUAUCGGUACUAUUAACUCAAUAGUAAGUGAUAAUGAUAGUAGUAAAACAAAUGUACAAAAUGCUAAAGCUAGUCAAUUAAACGGGAUAAAAAGAGCUCGGAGAAAUCCGUGGAUAAUAAAGAGGCGUAAUAACAACCAGAAUAAAAAUAAUGACGACUACAGUGAGAAUAUUAAUGAGAGCAAUAUCAAUAUAUCGUUUACUAAAUGGCUCGCAUCGAUAACUGAAAGGAUAAACCAGACUAUGCACUUUCAGUUCAACGGCAAGCCGGACCCGUUGGUCUUUCACGUUCCCCAGGUGUUUUUUAAUUGCUUGCGCGAGCGGAUUUCUUUUGGCAGCAAAAAAAAACGUCUGCCAAACUCUAUCACUGCGUUCGUUAGAAAAGAUCGCGUACCUCUGGGUACUUUUACUAAAUACACAUGGAUAAUAACGAAUAUAUUUCAUGUAAAAAGUAUAUUUGAAACUCCAAUUAUUCCAUUAGAAAUAACCAGAAGUUUUAUACAAAAUUCAGAUGGAACUUACGAAUUAUAUAAAAGACAGGAAACGGAUAUUGAUCAUAAUUUUAAAAAAACAGACAGAAAUGCCUUGAUUCAACCCUUGGAAUUGAAAACAUUUUUGAAAGUUGGAUAUACGUCACCGAAUCAACGUGAGCCAACACCAUUUAUAAUUGAAUGGAUACCUGAUUUACUACCGGUUUCAAAAAUAGGAGAGAUGAGAAUAAGAUUUGAAUUUGAUCAUAAAAAAAAUGAUCCGACUGAUCGUCAACGAAUGAAAGCAACUUUAUAAAUAUUUUAUUUAAUUAUUUAAAUUUACUAAAGUACAAGUACUAUUUACUUAUAAGAAAAUUAUAAAAUUUACUUUUCAAGUACCAGUUUAACUUAUUCAAGUACUUUGAAAUCAGUCAUUAGUUUAUAAAUAUGGAGUUAUUUUAUUUCCAUGACGUUAUUUAUUUUUAAAUACUCCAUUAU